UACGACCAUCUCUAAGUCGAUAGGAUAACGUGUGUGUUACAUUUCGUGUGUGUCCAACUAAAAACCAAUUUAAAAGAUGAAAAAAUGGCAAAGAAUAAAUCGACGGUGUAUUUAGGCUAUGAAGAUGAGGAAAUUACGGCCAAGCAGGCUGCAUUCCUCAAUAGCUGUACAAAUAAAAUCGGUGGCACACCAAAUUGGCCGAGACAUGAAGUAACCGUGCCCGUGUGUCCGCUGUGCGGCAUGGCACGUCCUUUGAUCGUCCAAAUGUAUGCGCCCCUGGAUCGCUCGCAGUUUCAUCGCAAUCUGUAUGUAUUUGCCUGUGUAAGCCCGGCCUGCUCGCAGAAUCAGAAAAGCUGGGUGUGCGUGCGUACCCAGCAUCUAGAUAAUCAGUUUGAUAUCAUAACCGAGCAGUCACCCAAGUUGGUUAACAAGCAGAACAAGAAGAAGAACAAGUCAACUGCCUUGCCAAAGGUAAAUUGGUGUAGCGGCGCAGAUGACUGGGGCUGGGGCGAACCGGAAAUCGUGGACGAGGCCAUGGACCAGACGGCCGAUGACGAGCAGAAUGAGCGAAAUGGCAAUGUCAGACCAAAUGGCCUACAAUAUGAGAAGCCCGAUGAAGAAUUCGAGAUCUCAGGUACAGUGGCGCAUGAUGUCGGAACGAAGUUGGGCGAUGAUGACGAUGACGAUGAAAGUACCUCGGUUGAGAACGAUUUGGUCUGUGGCUUUGGUCAAAUCGACAUGAAUUCUCCUGAAAAAGCUGGUGAGGAUCCGAAUGCCAAUUGUGCGGCAGCAGUUCUGCCAACGGCAAGUAACGAUGGAGCUGGGGCAGGCGCAGGCGCUACAGCCAUGAUAUGCGCUGAAAUCGAGGGUCCAGAAACGGAUGUCGUGCUUGUCGAUACACCCAAGAAACCGGAACGGGAUCUAAUUGCACUGCUGAAGCAUACUUCGUUGCCGGCCACGCUGGGGCCGUUGUCCCAGAUCAAGGACCUAACCCUUAAGUCAAUUUAUAUUGCUGUGGAUGUCGAGACAAAUGCAAAGCAAGAUGAGUAUGAUAACUAUGCUGGCUCACUUGCAAUGGAUCACAUACGCGACUUAUAUCAAGAGUACAAGCUGCAGGAUGAGAAUCCUGCGCGUUCGCCAGUCGCCGGCGGUAGCGAGGCAUGCGAUGAGCAGGAGACGUACGAGAAGGCGCUGCCAGCCCAUGGCGAUGUGGUGUUCCACAAUUUUAUCACAACCAUACAAGAAAAUCCAGGCCAGUUGUUGAGAUAUUCUCGUGAUGCCCAUCCACUGCUGGUGGCACCGUUUAACGAGCCGCUGCCAAAGUGUCAAAAUUGCAAGGGCGAAACUAUCUGUGAGGUGCAGCUGUUGCCAACACUGAUCCCAAAGCUGCGAUUCCAACAGAACUCCUGCAAUGCCCCAAUUGAAUAUGGCAAUGUGUUAGUUUUUACUUGCUUGAAGAGCUGCUGGGAUACGCCCGAUCAGAUGCGCUACGAGCACGUUGUGGUUCAGUCCGAAACUUAGAUCAACUC
Drosophila hydei is the source of this 1529-nucleotide messenger RNA. RefSeq names its product programmed cell death protein 2-like (gene trus). The coding region runs from base 85 to 1521 and encodes 478 amino acids. Gene Ontology annotation, cellular component: cytoplasm. NCBI's taxonomy places the organism in Eukaryota, Metazoa, Arthropoda, Insecta, Diptera, Drosophilidae. The transcript has 3 exons. The record is from RefSeq and is a predicted model, not a curated record.